CGGCGGCUGCCGAGUCGAACUACAAACUGAAGCGGCCACUGAGUCACUUGAAGGCUCACAAAGCUCCGCUGUGACUGUGGCGAGCACGUCUCACACGUGAUUAACCGUUAAAUGAGACCGCCAAGGGAUUAUUACUGUGAAUUAAAGAAUACACGUAAAUAUCAAACGACAUGGACUCCAAACGCCAAAGUGUGGCGAUGGAGCGACUUGUGAACGAGCUGGGCUCCCUGCUGAAGAUGCUGGACCACGAGACGGUCAGUCCUGCCACUGCCGACAAGAUGGCCUCCAUACGUAACAUCCUGGACUCGCUGCCGCUGUCAGUCAACGGAUCAGACGUCUACAUGAACAGCUGUCUCUAUGGCAACGGCACAAGUUUCGUAGAGUCUCUGUUUGAGGAUUUUGACUGUGAUUUGCACAUGCUCAGUGCCUCUCCAGAGGAGCAGAAAGAGCACAAAGAAGAAGAGGAGAAGGCUCACCCUAAUAAAUCUACACCGACUGACACGCCCCCUCCUCUGCCAACCACCCCCCUUCCCGAUGACUACUAUGAAGAGGCUGUCCCUCUAGAUCCUGGAUCCACUCCUCAGUACUUCACCACCAAUAUGAGCACUUCCAGGAACUCAGUGGAGGACGCCUACUAUGAGGAUGCAGACAAUAACUACCCCACCACCAGGAUUAAUGGACCUCCCAAAAACUCCUACAACGACUCUGAUGCUCUGAGCAGCUCCUAUGAGUCUUACGAAGAAGAGGAAGAAGAAGCAAAGGGGCGGGAUCAGCCUCAGAGAUGGACAGCUGAGGAGAGCACAGACGGACCAAUAAGAGACUGCCGCAUCUGUGCCUUCCUGCUGCGAAAGAAACGCUUCGGCCAGUGGUCCAAACAGCUGGUCGUUGUAAGAGACAAUAAACUGCAGUGCUAUAAGAGCAUCAAAGAGACCACUCCUCACACUGAGCUCCCGCUGAAUCUCUGCAACGUCAUCUACGUCCCAAAGGAAGGCCGGAAAAAGAGACACGAGCUGCGCUUCUCGUUGCCUGGAGGCGAAGCUCUCGUCCUGGCUGUUCAGAGUAAGGAGCAGGCCCAGCGAUGGCUCAAGGUGGUGCAAGAUGUUGGCAGCCAGUGUAGCAACACCGAUGGACUGGAUGGAUCCACAUCCCCCAUUAUACAGAGGAAGCUGGAGCUCGACAAGGUGCUGCAGUGUGAGCGGCAGGCGUCAGACUCAGACAGUGGACCGACAGCAGACAGCCAGUCCAUCGCACAGGGACCAGGACGGGACACCGUUGACUCACUGAACAGGGGGAAGCGUGGAGCUUUCUCAGAGCUGACGGGGUCGAUGAGCCGAGCGGCGGGGAAGAAGAUCAAUCAGAUCAUCACUUUCUCCAAACGGAAACCUCCUUUACCUGGGGAGCCUCCCUCGUCGUCUGGUCAGCAUGACAACCCACGCUGUGGGUACCUCAAUGUGUGUCUGAGCGGCUCGUGGAAGGAGCGUUGGUGCGUGGUGCGAGGUGGGAGCUUGUACCUGCAGAAGGACCCUGGGGACCAGAAGCCGCCGGUCAUUGUGGUGCCACUCAAAGGCGCAGAGGUGGUGACCGGUGGCCUCGGUCCGAAGCAUCCCUUCUCCUUCUGCAUCCGGCAGGCAGGCAGCGAACUAGCAUCUUUAGAGGCCAGCUGCUCAGAGGACUUGGGCCGCUGGCUGGGCGUGUUGUUUGCAGAGACCGGCAGCACUACUCUCCCUGAAGAGCUGCACUACGACUACAUCGACGUGGAUACGCUCACUGACAUACGGCAUGCUGCCAGACACUCCUUCCUAUGGGCGACUACCACCGCUACCUCCUCCAGCAGUGCCUCAACAGACUCCAGAACAUACGAUGAGGUCUAUGAGAGUAUUGCGGAGGGGGAGGGGGAGAGCAGAGCUGGACAGGUGAGACGUCAUGCCUCCUUCUCCAGCAGGGACUCAGAAAAAACUGAGCAACAGGCUGCCAUCAAGAGACACGCCUCCAAUGUAAAUCAGUAUGCUCGGUAUGGGAAGACACGCGCAGAGGAGGAUGCCAGACGUUACCUGAAACAGAAAGAGGAGCUGGAGAAGCAAAAGGAGGAGCUCAGAAAUGCACUGAUUUCCCUCCGCAGGGAGAAGAAGGGGGUGAAGGAGGAGAUGAAGAGUGUCACAGGCCAUGGUGUGGAACAGCGGUUAGCCAAGCUGGAGACGUUGUGUAAACAGAAAGAGGAGGAGAGGGUGGUGCUGGAGCUGAGACUGACAGAGGUCAAAGAAAACCUGAAGAAGUCACUGGCUAGAGGAGCACUGGGUCCACCCACGGACACCAAGAUCAGCGUCAGGGCACAGGGCAGUAAGGUUGAAAAAGUUUACAAUGAGACUGUACCAGUGAACUCAGCAUCUGAGCUUCGUAAACGCCCUCCAUCUCUUUACGCGUCCUCCAAGGGGAACGUCAUGCAGAAGGCAAAGGAGUGGGAGUCAAAGAAGGCAACCUAGACUGAACGUCGACUAAUGCAUUCAUGGAGAGACAAACCUGAACUGUGACAGGAAGAUGUGUAAAAAAAAAAAAGAAACAGAUGAAGAGCAAGGUAACUGGCACUGAGAAGAAGAAGAUGAGGAGGAGGAAGAGAAAGGGGGAAGACGACAGACUCAAUCGUCCCUCUGCUUACCUAAGAAGGAAAAACAGGAAUCUUUGCAAGUACAAGCAGCAUGGUGCUUUCUCAGCCCUGUAAAUAUGACAGACUCAACUCAUGUACCAGUACAGUAUUAAUGUGGAUCGAUCAGUAUGAACAUGAAAUAUAUAUAUAUAUAUGUGUUUGUGUGAGUUUGCAUGUGUGUUUACAUUUGCACGGGGCUUCCCAAAGAAAAAAUGUGAUUAUUUCAUAGAAAAGCAUUGCAAAGGGAGGGUGUGGUUCAUCAGCACCGUGAGUUCAGAGUUACAGGCAAAACUUGCUACUUACAUCGACUGAUUUUAUUCCUUUUUUUACAUGAUACUAAUGUGGGCCGAAACACUAAAUAAACGACUGUUAAGUUAUCUUAAUCGGUGAGAGAAGUAUCUCAUAUCUUGGGAGGUGUAGUUAAACCAAUAGGAAGGCAUAAUGAGUGUAUGAGGCACUGUUCCUGAAACCAAUGACUAAAUGUUUAUUGUUGCAUUGUGAAAUUAUUGGGUUUUGACCAUUAUAAAUGUAUUUUGCAUAUAUGCCUUUUGCACUUUAUCUCGUUGUAUUUUGUGAAUACACAAAUGUCUUGGAUAAUUUUCUUAGCUCCCCGGUCGGCAGAAUCAUCUGAGCAUAAAUGCAUGUCUGAUUUCUCUGUUCAUCACAGGGGUAUGAACAAACACUCACAUGUCGGAGUAAAAGAUUACUUUAUCAAGAAA
This is a messenger RNA of Scatophagus argus, 3360 nucleotides long. Its product is annotated as actin filament-associated protein 1-like 1. The coding region runs from base 171 to 2480 and encodes 769 amino acids. Gene Ontology annotation, cellular component: cytosol. The record is from RefSeq and is a predicted model, not a curated record. NCBI's taxonomy places the organism in Eukaryota, Metazoa, Chordata, Actinopteri, Scatophagidae. The transcript has 19 exons. Gene Ontology annotation, molecular function: SH3 domain binding.